Messenger RNA from Rubroshorea leprosula, 648 nucleotides. The record is from the annotation of a GenBank genome assembly. Lineage: Eukaryota; Viridiplantae; Streptophyta; Magnoliopsida; Malvales; Dipterocarpaceae.
GCUCUUCUUCUUCUUUCUUCCCUUUGCAGCCACCCGAAAGAAAAAAAAAAGGGAAACCCAGCCAUGCCUUGGAAAACCGGUGAGAAAGCUUGGUUUUUGGCCUUCUUUUCUUGCUCUAGAACACAAAUUGAACCCAGAAAUUCUCCCCCCUGCUGGAAAAUCCGGAUCUGCCUUGCUCUGUCCGCCGGCUGCUCUUGUUGUGGGGGCAAAUUGCUUGGGUUUUGGAAUUUUGAUAGAUUUCCCGUGAGCUUUCUUCUUCCAUGCCGUCGGCCUUUCCCCAAUCUGCAGCUUCGGUUUUAGCUGGAGAAUUAUGGUAUGUGACAGCCUUUUAAGGCUUAAAUUGUUCAUUUAGUUUGCUGGCUGUGUAUGUCCAAAUUUUGCUAGGAAAAUGGGGAUAAUUUUGGUAGCUUUAGGAUGAAGUUUAAGUAUUAAUUCAAGUGGGAUUUAUAUGAUUGAGUGUUAAUUGUCUGCUGUGUGAUUUUUGGAGAAAAUCCCGUGAAUUAGCUAGUGUUUUGGCCUUUUUUUUGGAAGUUAAAGUUACUGUUCACGUCGUGGUACCAAGGUUGUUAAAAUCGAGAUUUUAACUAAGAUGUAAAGGAGAGAUAAGAUCGUGAAUGGUAAAAUCGCAAAUAGAAUUGUAAGAUUUUA